GAGUACGGCCGAGUGGCGCUUUUCAGUUCUUUCCAUAACGCAAGUCUCCGUCAGAGGGAGAUACAGCUAUAGUGCCUCUUUCGCAGACCUUCAGUCUGUCUAGCUAACCUCCCCGAGCGGAGGCGUGACGAAGAACGCCAUAAAUAACGAGUGCGAGGGAGACAGAUAGAAAAACGUUGCGCUCUCGCUAAUAACCGUCGUCGACGGAACGGCGUGAAGGUGGCGAGAGAGAGAGAGAGUCAGAGAGAAAGAGAGAGCGCCAUGCCAGUGUAAAUAUCGUCGGAAAGAAGCAGCAGUGAACGCGCGUCGCGUGUGUACCUAUAUAUGUGUGAAAAAUCCGUUACGAGGGAGAAAAAGCAUACGUCCCUUGGUGUUCAGUGCGGUGCUGCUCCGGAAGAGAGAAAGCUCCGAGAAUAUUAAUAACAAGCGAAGUAAAGUGUCCCGUGAGGAGCUGGCUGUAUAUGGUGGUUGCUCGGGCGGCCGCAGAACCGCGGCCUCGAUGACGCGAGAUUAUGCAUCAGCGGCCCAGCAGCUGAGGAGAUUCGACAACCUCGUCGCCGGGAGCUGUUUCUCGUAACGCUCAAGGAGCUGCCGCUGCUCUUCGCCCGUCGCUUCGCCAAGAGGAGGAGGAGGUGGACAAAGUCUCCGGCAGCAGCAGCAGUGCGGCCAAAAUGGAAGAGCAGAGCGUGCACAGCAGUACCAGCGAUAUAAAUAGUGAGGAGGCCGUCAAGACUGAAUAUCUAAUUAUACCUCGCAAAAAGAGGAUAUGCCUCGUUGGUGCAGCCAGUGAGGAUCCUGCAUUAGGUGCUGCAGCUCAGCAGUUCAACGUUCCAGUUCUUAAGUCAGAGACUGGUGUAGAAUAUAUAGAAGAUACAACCUACUGCACUUAUUUUAUACUCAAGCAAUUUGAAGGAGUCGAAUAUGACAACUUACGCAAAAGUGCACACAGGAUUUUGGGGCCAACAGCUUUAUUACAGCUGGCGGAGAAGAAGGAAUCGUUACCUAGUAUUAACAGACCAAUGUACACACAGUCUAUGCUAGGUACUGUUGUUGCAUUUACAGGCUUCAGGAAAAAAGAAGAAUUGACCAAACUCAUCAACAUGAUUCAUCACAUGGGUGGCAGCAUUAGGAAAGAAAUGGGGUUAAAAGUGACGCACCUCAUCGCGAAUUGCUGUGGAGGUGAAAAAUAUAGAUAUGCAGUAACAUUUCGAGUGCCCGUCAUGUCUAGUGAUUGGGUGUCUGCAUUGUGGGAUAUGAGGGACAGUCUUUCCAGCUGCAGCGGUAACAAUGAAGAAUUGGUCGCCAAUUUCAAACUGAAGCCAUUCUUUGGGGCCCGUGUUUGCUUCUUUGGAUUUCCCGAGGAUGAGAAGAGACACAUGUGCGAGGUGCUGCAGCAGCAAGGAGGGGAACCUACAGAGAUAACCGAUCCAAAUUGUACCCACGUGGUAACAGACUUAGGCAAGCAUCGCUAUAGGAUUACCAACAGCGCAAAAAACCCGCUGCCAUACUUAAGGUUUUCCAACGACACUCUUCAGCUUGAAUUAGCUCUCGCCAACAAGUCCCUGUCAUACUCCUUUGAAUAUUACGAUCCUUACACCAACACCAUACCCUCGCCCGCAAAAUCGAUCUUCGCGUCGCGCCUUCUCAGCAUGGGUAAGCGCAAGUUCCAACAUGACGACGACAAGCCAACUCACGAGAACGUCAGCCAAGAUUCGGCCAUUUGUAUGGACUACUCCAACGACUUGCCCAGUCCAAACAGCGAACCCGCAGCUAUGACGUUCGAGGAAAUCAGCGAGGAGGACGAGGAGACCAUGGACCGAACGCUGAGCAUUGGAGAGUCUUCCGAGGAUUUAUGGACUGACGGAACAAUGGAUGUCGACUCUGGUAUCGACGAUGUCAGAACGAUGAGAAAGUCUGUGUCACUAAUUUCCAAGUACGAGCACGGUAAAAUCUACGGCACCAAUACACUUGCCGGUAAGAAGCACACGCCCUUGAAGAACGUGCAGUCCUGUUCGCUCAUCGCAUUUAACAGCAGUGGCAAGAAAGUUGCAACUCCACGUCGUUACAUCCGUUGGAAGAGAUCUUCGUCACAUACCGGAACACCUAAUAAGCAACUAACCAGCUGUGCAAGUGAGCCCAAGCUACGAACCCACGUAACCAAGAGACACAGCUACCAGACGGCCAGCGUAACAUUCAGCGACAGCGUAAACUACUUAAACGCGUCCGCGGGCGAGGGCAAAAAAACAAAAACUCGCAAAAGCUCGAAAACACUGACUAAGGCUCUCAAGCAGAGCUCCGCGUUAUUCUCGAAAAUCAGCGAGAUUGUCUUUCCCUCCACCUUCAAGCAGUACAUGCCGGUGACGCCUUGCCGACCGAGUCAGCAACAACGACGAGAGGAUGACUGUGUCACCAGGCAGAAAUAUACACCAUUACCUAGUCCGUUGCCGGUCCCGGCGAAAAUGGCCAGGUUGGGAUCGGAUUCGGACUGCAAAGUCAGGGUCUCACAGCAGCAGCAGGAGACACAGUGCGUCUCGGUGACAGAUUUAACAGCGCAGAAGAAUUUGACUCCGAAGUGUGCCAGAAACAUCAAAAGAGCGCCAGAGAAGUCCUUUCUAGUGGUUGUAGACGAAUCUAACGUCAACGCGUUACCUGAUCUUGCAUCUGCAAGAGCACACAUAGUUAAGGCUGAAUGGUUCUGGACCUCUGUGCAAAAUGAAGGUGCAGCCGAUGAAAAAGACUACCUGUUUGAAGAUUACCUGGAACAAGUCAUGUCGCCGUCAGCCUCGGCACGGCGGGACAGCCAACAAGCAGCGACGCCGACAACGGCUUCCACGAGACGGAAACGUAAGCGACUCGCGGAAACGUUGUCGAGUCUGGUACAAAAUGGUGCGGAUUCACCAGCCUUACACAAAAGACGUUCGAGCAUAAGCGACGCAGGUCAUCUAAGCGUUAGCGGUAGCUUCCUGGACUGCACUGCAAGUCCCGAUAAACAAUUACUAGAUGAGGUAGAGGCUGUGAACACAGAUAGUGCGAGGAAAAAUCUUUCUCCACGCCAUCAAGUCUUUUUAGAACUUGUACAGACGGAAUCGAAUUACGUCGGCAUUCUUAGCACCAUCAUGACUCUGUUCAAAUCGCCACUAGAAGAUCUUAUUGAAACAAGUGGAGAAUUACUAAAUAGUACAGAAGCCAAAAUCAUCUUCGGUAAUUUUCCACCGAUUUACGAGGUGCAUAAACAGAUGCUCGAAGAGCUGCGCUUUUGCGCGAAUCACUGGUCAGAAGAAAAUAGCAUAGGAAACAUAUUUUUAAAAUUUGCAUCAGAUUUGGUGAAGGCGUAUCCUCCUUACGUGAACUUCUUUGAAAAUACAAAGGAAAUGCUGGAUCAGUGCGAUCAAAACAAGCCCAGGUUUCAUGCUUUUCUCAAAAUCUGCCAAACUAAGCCUGAAUGCGGUAGACAAAGUUUGAAGGAACUGUUGAUUAAACCAGUGCAACGCCUUCCCAGUAUUAGUUUAUUGUUAAAUGAUAUCCUUAAGCAUACACAUAAGAGUAAUCCGGAUCACAGUGCCUUGGAAAAGUCAUUAAGUAGCAUUAAGGAAGUUAUGACGUAUAUCAAUGAAGAUAAACGAAAGACUGAGGGUCAGCUCGCAAUGUUUGAUAUAUUUAAUGAGAUCGACAAUUGUCCGCCGCAUCUGGUGUCCUCGCACCGCUCGUUCAUUGGCAAGUGCGACGUGCAGGAAUUGAGCGAGGGACUGAGCGGCCGUGGCGAUCAUCUCGUUUUCUUUUUGUUCACGGAUAUGCUCGAGAUCUGCAAGAAGCGAUCGAAGGCGUUUAACUCGAUGAAGAGUCCAAAUACGGUUAAUGGACUGCAUUCUGUCAAAAUGAGCCAGGUCAAGCCGUAUAAGCAUAUCAAAAUGUUGUCGUUAAGCACAGUUAAAAAGGUUGUGGAUAUUCGGGAAACAGAAGAGUGUCGAAACGUGUUUGCUUUAAUGGUUCGGAGUAAUCAAGAGUUGAAAGAAAAACUGUAUUCUUUCACAAUUACUGACGAGGAGGUGAAUAAAACAAAUUACCUGCGAACGUUGUGUCGACAAAUGGCCAAUACUGUUUGUAAAGCUGAUGCGGAUACGUUUCUUAUCAGUCUCGAUCACAGUCAGCUUGAAAUUGAUACUAGUGAUGUAGCCUUAGGAACUUUAAGUAAAGCAUUUAAGUUCGCAUCGCGCACGAGGAUGAAGGUGGGCCGAGCAUUCAGUUUCAACAAGACGCCGAGCAAGCUGAAGCGCGCUAUGUCAACGAUGAUGUCGCCGUUUGGUUCGACCAACAGUUUAACCCCGGCGAGUCAGCAACUUGCUCAAAUGAGGCUUGCCAGCUGCAAUAAUAUUAACGAACUGGGCAACGGUGGUUCGGGCUCACCGUCGCGAGACGAGGUUCUUGUUGCACCCAUGUCGGUCCAGCCGACGCGCAAGGCUAAAUGCAGUACCCUCAGUAUGGCCUCCCUUCGAAGGUUGUAACACGUACCCACUCGCACGUGCAUAUAUACAAUAAUAAUGUGUACAAAUAAGACGCUCGCAAAAGUACAGUCGCACACCUCAUGCACUUUCAGCCUAAUUGAUUGAACGCGUCAUGUGCACGCGCGUCUGUUUAACUUUUAUUCGCUUUAUCGCCUCUUGUCCUUUGUCAAAAGUCUUGUUGCCUAACUUGUGUUAUCAUGACUCGCUAAAGAGUAUCUGUAAAGUCACUGCCUUGAUGAGCAACGACGAGUAUUCAUGGUGUAGUAGUCACUUGAAUUUGCAGUAUUGAAUAUGCCUGGGAUUGGCUGUUUUACUACAUUGAUACUGCGUUUGGCUCUGAUCAGACAAGUCAUUUUACAGACUUUAAGUUAACGACGACAUUUAACUGCUACGUGCAUAAAUCAAUUCCAGCUAUUUAAUAAUACAUUUUGUAACCAGAUGACAAAGAUAAAAAUUAUCCGGAAUUCAUCGAAUGCCGCUUUGUAAUAAAAUAUGCAUUCGAUUAAUUGCUGUAAAUUGACUCAUAAUUGCAUUAUUUUUGUCUUCUGGCACUGUGACUUAUUUCGUUUCAAAGUAUUCCAUAAUAUUGCAUUCAAAAAGCACGUAAUAUUUCGAAUUAAUUUUUGUAAUUUGUCCAAAAUCCUUAAUAUGGAGUAUGUCGAAAUGCAUAUGUCAACAGUACUACUUCAUGUUUGUGUCUGUUUUGUGCAAAAUUACAAUAGCGAAAUGUGUUUGCAUAAAAAUUGUUUAUUUUUCAGUUUUUGAACUCGCAGCCAAAUUGUAAUUACAAUAAUGGUAUUUAAUAUUGUGGAAAUAUUUCGUGUCAUCGAUUUGGGAAAGCUAAUUGAAAUCGUAAAAAAUUGCAGUAUAUAACUACUGAUAAAUUAAGGUAUAAGGCAAUUUUUGACAUUACAUUUUCCCAAACAAUCAAAGAAUUUAUAGUAUUACAUUUCAAUACUCUCGACAAUUUUUCUGAAAUUAUUAAUUUACAUUUUCAGAUUUUUGCGCGUUUUUACUAUUCUUAAAGUAGUGUUGUUAUAUUUUUCUAUACUAAUCUCUUAAACAUUAUUUAUGAGUUAGACAUAGUUUGUAGAUAUUUAUUUUAUAGAAAACAAUUGUCAUAAAUAAAAUAUUUUCGUUAAAUUUGCAUUGUAUGGUUCUGAAUGCAGACACUUUUCGUCUAUAUUUCUUGAGAAUAUGUAAAAGAUUGGUGCUUUAUCGAUAUUUAUAAUUACAUGCCGUUUGCAUGUAUCAAACAUAUCUACGAAAUUUUAUUUUUUGUUACAUAAUGUCUUGGUCGAUAAAGUAGUACUUUCGCAUAUUUUGAAACUUGCUACUAUUUUUGCGCAAGAUGCUAGCAUCUUACUCUCAUUCAUACAUAAAUAACCUAACGCAUUCGACUGUGUCUAAAUGUGUUCCUCAUAUAACAACGAUGCAGCAAUUAACACGUAUACGUUCAACUCAUAAAUGAUUGCUCUAUUUAUUACAAAUAUGAAUUAUAAAUGUAGUUCACAGCAUCUCGCUAUGGAAAAGUUUCUAAUUCCCUUAUUUUUCUUGUUACACAUUUUCUACCACUAAUGUAUUAACAAAAAUAUGACUGACAGCGAAUUUAUGUUCAUAAUAUAAGUCUGUGUUCGCUGGCGACUCUUUAAUGGCUAGUUUAUAAAUAUAUUAUUAGAGUAAUAUCGCGUAUGUAUUUUUGGGAUUGCACAAGCCAAAAAAUAUUUAUUUUAUACAAUAUUUUUAUUCAAGCUAUCGUCGAUGUGAAAGUAAUGAUUAUUCUAAACCUUCUCACCGAUUUUUUUAGCAUUAGAAGGGUCUUCUUGCUUGGUUAAAAAAAUAAGAUGCCUGACCAACUAAUACUUUAGUCAUGUUUGCCUUGCUUAAUACAAUUUAUUGUUAAAACUCUAACCGCGAAGUUGAUCUUUUAAUAUUCACGAAGGACGAAUUGAUCAUCGUGUACUUCUCUCUACUGACUAUAGAAAUUGCUCCGAGGAAGUCAUGCAGGACAAAUCUGAUCUCUGAGAAGAGAUGUUUUUAAUGGCGACAACAAUAAAGACAGCAAAGAGAUCGCUUGAGAAACAAGAUAUGCAUCGCCUUCGUUUUUUGUCGCAACUGCGAACCUGGACAACGAAGAAACAUCUAUUCCUCAGAUAUCUGCCAAUACAUACUAUACAACAUUUUUAAAUUUUUGUACUCUGAUGAAUUCGAUUAUUAUCGAAACUAUAAUAAUUGUUCUUCACUAAAGGUAUGCAUGUAUUUGCAGUGAAGUUUUUUUGGUUGCUUGUUUCAAGUACAGGCAUUUUUACAGAGAAAUGUAUAAAAUUUUUCGAAAUUUUUUAUCGUUGCCUCACUCUGUAUCAUACGAGAUGGAGACUGCCAUUUCUCGUUUGUUAUAGACGGUGAAGCCGUUGUAACAUUUUUAUGAAACUUUAUAAUGCCUUUUUUGUGAUCAAACUCACUGUUGUGAGAAUGGUUCGUUGUUUUUUUCUGUAAUUACAUUAAUAUUAUAGCUAUCAAAAGCUUUGUCUUCGUGUAUCUAUAACUUUUUUAUACAUAUUUUUGUCAUCGUAGUAUUGGUGUGUUACAGAAAAAAGCUUUUUUACUUGUUGCCAAACCUUGUAAGAGCGCGAAUGAGAAUGUUACAUGCAUCGAGAAUGAUACUUUUUAUAAACCAGUAGGUUGAUUCAAAGUGAAUAGAAUAUAGUGUUGCAUUAACUGUGCUGUUUUGUAAACAUGAUGAUUUACCUCAGGUGUAAUAUAAUCUUUAGCAAGAUGAAUUUUGUUAAAGUAACAGCCUUGAUGUUCGUCGACUAGUCUGGCUUUUCGAAUUCACAGUUAUCUACUCUAAAGCGGUCUGGCAGUUGACAGUGAGAACAAAUUAGGAAUUGAAUUCUUGUAAAGUUUUACAAGAAUCAAAAUUGACGUAGAAUCCUGUUGAAUUGUGCGACAUUAAUAUUAGGGCUUGUUCAGCGUGUUUACGAGAUUACGAAUGAUUAAGCCUCGUUCCUAAUAUUUUAGAAGAUACCGAAAGUUGAAUCAUCUCACGAUUUAGUUACUUUUAUCGAAUUAUUUACAUACAAAUUUUGACUAUCCUUCAGGUCUCAAGGAAUAUCUUGUAAAUUUUGAAUUCUUGCAUCCUUUAUCUUGUACAUACGUAAUUCCCAUGAAAGUCUGUCAUAACAAAGAAUAUUUUUUGUUUCAUAACGAAUUAUUUUAACAGGCUGCGUUGGCUAUCUCUUCUGAUUUGAUUACAAUACUUUCUUACCUAUGAAAGUAAGAAAUCAGUCAUUCAGAGUGAAUGAAAGCAUGCGAAAUUGAAAGGACGCAAUCAGUUUAAAAUAAUUCUAAAACCAUUGUAAAUACGAUAUAUAUAUACGAGCCAAGAACGUAAAAUCUUCUAGUAUGUAAAUUAGUAGUAUUUUUUAUCACGCACGAUAAGAGUAUGUCUGCGUUAAUUGUAAUACGGUUGGAAAACAACCCUGAUACUACACGUUGCCGCUAUAUUUAUAUCUUACACCUUGAUAGAUUGUAUAAACUUUAUAAUGUAAUCUCGAAAAAAGUGGUUCAUUCUUA
This is a messenger RNA of Nasonia vitripennis (jewel wasp), 8078 nucleotides long. It is a transcript of the gene pbl, whose product is annotated as protein ECT2. The transcript is spliced from 16 exons. Gene Ontology annotation, cellular component: nucleus; cell cortex. The record is from RefSeq and is a predicted model, not a curated record. Bases 672 to 4502 code for a protein of 1276 amino acids. Lineage: Eukaryota; Metazoa; Arthropoda; Insecta; Hymenoptera; Pteromalidae. Gene Ontology annotation, molecular function: guanyl-nucleotide exchange factor activity; GTPase activator activity. Gene Ontology annotation, biological process: mitotic cytokinesis; nervous system development; intracellular signal transduction.